AUGGCCGAUCUUAUGGGAGGCAGAGGCCCUGCGACCUCUAAUGGCAAUGGCGCCUCGCCUGCACGGCCUACUACGGCGCGAGCAGCCGUCGGCUCUCCUUCCGGAAUAAGAGGUCCUAGGAUAAUUAUGCAGGAGAGAGCUGCGCGAGAAGCCGCGCGAGAACGACAGCGCGAAGAGCAGGAGCGUGAACGCCUAGAGAAAGAACAUGCCGAAAGUGAGAUGCGUUUGCUAGAAGAAGCAAAACUACGAGAAGCGGAGCGAAAAGAUGCGGAGCGCCGAGCUGCCGCUGCUGCUGGCGCUGGCGCUGGUACUUAUGGACCCGGUACCGUCCCCGUCGGCACUGAUCCCACCACUACCCGGCGACCGGCGCAGCCAGCCGCGCCUGGUCGCACGACCAUAGAUAAUAAUACCCGCCAGGCGGGACAAUCGCGAGUUCCUGCGGCAGCCCAACCGUCGCAGUCGGCGCGACACGGGCGAACUACUUCCGAUACGCAGGGAGUUCCCGGUACCUCUUCCGGCCCUAGAGUAGCCGGUCCUUCUGGGACCCAACCCCAACAGCAGCAGCCUCCUCAGCUAGGCGAAACUUCGACAGCUCUCGGACGAGGUAGAAACUCAUUUCCUCAUGCAUUUGAGCGCUGGGAAACUUUAUCAGCUCAUUGGGAAGGCCUUACUAGCUUUUGGAUCCGUAGGUUAGAGCAGAGUGCGCAGGAGAUAAGCCAGGACCCUAUCUCUCAGCAGCUAUCACGACAAGUGACAGACCUUUCUUCUGCAGGUGCUAAUCUGUUCCAUGCCGUGGUUGAACUGCAACGCCUACGGGCUUCGUCGGAGCGUAAGUUCCAACGCUGGUUCUUCGAGACCCGCGCCGAGAUAGAGCGUUCUCAAGAGGUUACUGGUAUGCUCGAGGCGGCUCUCGAAGAGGAACGCAGGAGCAGAGCCGAUGCGAUUCGCGAAGCCGUCGAGCACGAGCAAGGCACCUCCAAGAUGCAGAAGCAGAUAAAUGAGCUACGCAAAGAAUUGACCAUUUCUAAGGAGGAAGCGAGGCGCGCGUGGGAGGAACUUGGACGACGGGAGCAAGAGGAGCGCGAUCGCACUAUGUCCUUACAGCUUGGUCAACCCACUAUCGUUGGCGGUGUUCAGGUCGUCCCGAUGACGCAAGGUGUGGGCCGCGGCCACUCUCAACGAGACCCUCGCUCUUACAACCAAACGGAGCCGGCGGAUUAUGCACAAUCGCAUACCUCGCCUAGCGCUGAUCGUCCUCAGUACUCUCAGGCCCCCGCGGUUAAGCCAACCCCGGCUUCGCGUGAUAAUAAUCCCGCUUUCCAGACACCCUCGUCUGUUCAACACCAGCAGAGCUACGGUUCCGAAGGAACCUACAGCGAAGGUCAGUACAUCAAUGGUAUUGUCAAUAGCGCAGCGAGAAACCCCGUCCGAGACACGCAAGAGCACAAUCCUUCUACACGUACCAAUCCAACCCGUACCCAUGCUUCACAGGGUUCUGACGUUGCAGCAGAAGAGUUCGAGACCCCUGCUACUCAGCCGGCCGUCUAUCAGCCGACCGGCGCGAGUUCUCAGCAGCAACAGCAACAGCAACAGCAACAGCCGCAGUACUCGGCGGCUCCGGAUUAUAGCGGCGCUGGAUACUCGGCGCCUUGGGAUGAUAUAGGUAGUGCUCCGCGUCACCAUCACCCCACACGCCUGAGUGACGUGCUCGAGGAAGAGGAAGAACGGAGCCGUACCAGCGCGAGCCAGAGUCAGGUCAGCCGGCCUUAA
Messenger RNA from Daldinia childiae, 1770 nucleotides. RefSeq lists its product as uncharacterized. Bases 1 to 1770 code for a protein of 589 amino acids. NCBI's taxonomy places the organism in Eukaryota, Fungi, Ascomycota, Sordariomycetes, Xylariales, Hypoxylaceae. The record is from RefSeq and is a predicted model, not a curated record. The transcript has a single exon.